Molecule: messenger RNA, 2670 nt
Organism: Aspergillus ibericus CBS 121593
Lineage: Eukaryota; Fungi; Ascomycota; Eurotiomycetes; Eurotiales; Aspergillaceae
Product: DNA repair protein Rtt107
Exons: 4
Coding region: 86-2662 (858 amino acids)
Biological process (GO): double-strand break repair; DNA double-strand break attachment to nuclear envelope
Cellular component (GO): Cul8-RING ubiquitin ligase complex; nucleus
Source: RefSeq, a predicted model, not a curated record
GAAUCGAUCAGCAAAUGUCACCGUCUUCCCCUGAAGCCUAUCACCUAUACAACACAUAUUCUUACUGAGAGGUACAUCCCCCGCAAUGGCAGACCAGGAGGAAGAGCUGCAACUCUUCAGCCAGUGCAAAGUCUGUAUAAUAUGCUCCAAAGAUCUUAGUGCCGAUACGGCACAUCAGCUUGCAUCCACCCUCGAAGAACAUGGCGGCGAAACUGUCAUCUACGAACCGCCAGCCACCUUCCCACCCCUCUCCGAAUUCACCCACCUUCUGUCCUGCACGGUCGACUUUCCGGCGUUUGAUGCAGCUAGCGAUGCCCUGAUACCGGUUGUUAAGCCCCACUGGCUACAUGCGUGCCUAUCAAAGAGAAAACUAGCCAACCCGCGACAAUAUAGUCCGGAUCCGAGGCUGUUCCUCAACGACGUGGUGAUUACCUGCGGUGAUAUACCGGGAGGCGACAAGGAGGCUAUAAUCGGAGGUGUGCUGGCGAAAGGAGGAAUUUACAGCCCCAAGGUCUCUCAGCAGGUCACUCAUUUGGUUGAUCUGACCGCAGACUCUGAUAAGGCUCGACUGGUCGUUGCGAAGAAGUUGAAUGUCAAGAUAGUUCUUCCGCAUUGGUUUGAUGAUUGCUUAAAGCUUGGACGAAGGAUCGAUGAGCGUCCGUAUACCCUCCCAGACCCGGAAAUCCUACGUGCAGCACCGGAUGCCCCCAUACGCUCCUCAGAAAAUCGUGACAUCAUCGGCGCAUCCACGACAAAUCCAGCUACCCUACCUUCGUCAGUCAAAUCGCCCGAGUCCCAGCCCAGCCUUACCGUAUUCCAAGACAAGCAUGUCAUGCUCUCCUCAGACCUGGGCAUUGGGCCCCGUCUACUCGGAUCUAUCGAAGAAAUCAUCAACAAUGGUGGAGGCUCUGUCACGACAGAUAUCUCGAAAGCGGAUAUCUUGAUAUGUCGCUAUAGAGAGGGGUUCGCAUACCGCACGGCAUCAAGGCUGAAUAAGGACGUCGGAAACCUAUCAUGGCUCUACCAUUUGAUGACUUACAACACAUGGACAUCCCCUCUACGGCGGUUACUACACUACCCCGUCUCGCGCUCUGGAAUUCCGGGCUUCAAGGGAUUUAAGGUCAGUCUGUCCAACUAUGUUGGAGAAGCCAGAGCCUACCUGGAGAACUUGAUCACGGCAACGGGCGCAGAGUGCACAAAGACGCUAAAGCAAGAAAACACCCACCUCGUGACUGCCCAUGGAAACAGCGAGAAAUGCGCCGCUGCAAAGGAAUGGGGGUUGCACGUCGUCAACCACCUGUGGCUGGAAGAGAGCUACGCAAAAUGGAAAUUGCAACCCGUUUCUGACCCUCGCUACACCCACUUCCCCAAAAGGACGAAUCUAGGCGAAGUCGUCGGACAGACCCGGCUGGACAGGUCGAUCCUUGAAAGCCUGUUCUUCCCGUCUGAGGUGCAAGCCCGAGCCGCGACAAGCCCUCGUCGAGCGAUGCAGACCAAGGAACAGAACACCGUAGCUGCCAAGCCAUCGGAUACUAUGCAACCACCAUCGGCAAAGGUGACAGAAUCUGAGAGCGAAGUACCACCGGCACAGAGUGCCACACCACGGCCAGUUGGCAAAUCGCGAAAGGCUGCGGAUCAGAAACUACAGACGCCGCGCGCCCGGCUGGCAUCUGAGGGCAAGGAAAAUGACACACCAUCUACAACAAGCAGUCGCAAGUCGAAGGAGGCCGCAACUGCUCGACUGCAUGAGAUUGCGCCGGAUAUUGCCCUGUACGAGAAAGAAAAGAAGCGUGUGGGUGGUGUGAUUUAUGGUGGUCGACGGAAGACCGAUGAGGAUCGAGUCAUACUCAAUAACAGCAAGAAGCGACGAUCAAUGGAAGCGGAGGAAGAGAGCGACGAAGGGGACAUGACGGAAUCAAAGAGGCAGAAGAAGUCGAAGCCUCCUGUGGCAAUGCACCUGUUGAUUACGGGGUACCAGAAAUGGGUUGGAAACGCAAAAAAGGAAGACGCAGAUAAGCGCCAACUUCGUGAACUUGGUAUCCUGGUUGUCCAAGAUGCCCGGAGAUGUUCCCAUCUUGCUGCCCCGUCCAUCCUGCGGACCCCAAAAUUCGUCAAUGCGCUUGCAUAUGGCCCCGUGAUAAUGAACAUCGAGUUUAUUACGCAGUGCCUCAAGCAGGACGAACUUUUGGACCCUGCCGAUUUCCCUCUGAAGGACAUGGCCUCUGAGAAGAAAUACGGAUUCUCUCUUGAAGCAGCAAAGGCAAAUGCCAAGCAGAACAAAAACAAGCUCCUGCGAGGGUAUCACAUCCAAUGUGUGGAAACCAUCCGUGGCGGGUUCGAUGCGUUCAAGUCCAUUGUGGAUGCUAAUGGAGGAGAAUGCACCCUAUUCCGCGGUCGCGUCUCAUACCGGUCACAGCGGGAGGAGAGCGAGGAGAGCUCGGGAGACGACGAUCCGGGCCGGAAGGAGAUAUAUCUAUUGAGCAGCACCGCUGCGGACCACGUCAAGCUGUGGCCGCGGUUCCGCCAGAUGGUUCUCAGCGCGGGCAAAACGCCACGGAUUGUCCGCGUGGACUGGCUCCUUGAUAUUGCCAUGUCCCAAACGCUGCACACGGCAGAUGCAUAUGAGCUGAACGAGGAGAUGGCGGACGAGAUGGAGCAGUAGCGGGAUCA